Messenger RNA from Hymenoscyphus albidus, 1443 nucleotides. The record is from the annotation of a GenBank genome assembly. NCBI's taxonomy places the organism in Eukaryota, Fungi, Ascomycota, Leotiomycetes, Helotiales, Helotiaceae.
AUGGUUGUUGAAUACAAACCAUCUCAUAAGCUGUCGGUCUUCAAUCUACGGGCUGGGCUUUUGCGAGCUGACGAAGGGUCUAUGAAUAUUCCCGAGGAAGUCAUCAAUCGGGUCACAAUACCGACUGAUCCAGAGGCCAAGUUUGUGUACCACUCUGAGUGGCUGACGGCAGCAGCUCUAUCGCAAACGUAUACAUACAUGAUUGAAAACGGGCUCAAAUAUAGCAAAUUGGGUACGGGAGAAGCCGAUGUUUUCCUUCUCAUCAAGGAGGAAGAACCACAUACGCUCUACUAUCACCUCGCAGAACCCAACAUCGAAGCCGAAGCGCAGAGUGAGGUCGAUACUGUACUCUGUCGCACGGCAGUGAGCCAGACCCUAACCUUCUCCCUAAUGGCACUGGAAUCGAAGCCUCGCAACCAAAAAUGGCGAAAUCAUGCGCUAGAGAUUGCUUGUAGGGCUGUAAUCGAUCACGAGACCAUCUUACAACAGAUACCCGCUGAAGAGAAGAUGUUGACUCCUCCGCACUCGGUCUUUCAUGCACGAAUCUAUCCUUUCGAGCGGUCGCCGAUCAUGCUAAGACCCAGAAAGUUACGGAAGGCAAGGAAUAGCUGUGGCUCUGUAAACAUAAUUGUACACGAAGAUCCACAGAGUCCGUCUGGCUCAUCGGAUGAGACCUCAGACAUUGAAACUCCAAGCAAGCAAAGGGCUCAUACGCACCAGUCUAAUGUCGGUCAGGUGCGUCCCGUCAGAAAAUCACAGGCAGCCGAAGAGAGCGAUGUCUGCCACCGCCAAUACUGCACACAAGCCUGCUUGUUAGGGCUUGUGCGAAAACGUCCCUUGGACGAUGCUUGUCCGAAUGUCAAUGCACAUCGUGCUCAUAAGACUGGCAACUACCAUGCUUUAGAGCAGAAAUCCCUUAUCAAACUUAUGUCCCGCCAACUCGCCGAAAACCCCGACAAUGGGUGUGAGCCACUUGGAAAACAAGGCGCCUGUGGGGCUCUGUUCAGACUGACGCUUGAAUGGUAUGGAUAUACUUUCGUUGCCAAAGGGACUGUGACGGCAUUCGAGGCUAAGUUGAAGCACGAAGGGUUGGUCUACCAACACCUGAACGAAGUUCAAGGAGAGCUUAUACCCGUCUACCUUGGGAACAUCUCUCUCGUCUGCCCCUACUUUCUGGACGUUGGAGUUAGAAUAGUUCACAUGCUACUAAUGUCAUGGGCAGGCGAGCAGGCACGCAACGAUUCGAUGUUAGCCAUGGGACGGGAUUUGGCUACGGAAACAAACAGGGCAGUUACAAAGAUGUUAGAUUGCGGAGUAGAGCAUCGCGAUGUGCGACCGCCGAAUAUUCUAUGGAAUUCUGAAGGUCGAAAGGUGAUACUGGUGGAUUUUGAGCGUUCAGAGAUUUCGAAGCAGAUGCCAAUUCUCCAGGAGAAUAUCGCCUAA